Dama dama (fallow deer) is the source of this 1589-nucleotide messenger RNA. RefSeq names its product CMRF35-like molecule 5. Bases 301 to 1425 code for a protein of 374 amino acids. The record is from RefSeq and is a predicted model, not a curated record. Gene Ontology annotation, cellular component: plasma membrane. The transcript is spliced from 5 exons. Gene Ontology annotation, molecular function: transmembrane signaling receptor activity. NCBI's taxonomy places the organism in Eukaryota, Metazoa, Chordata, Mammalia, Artiodactyla, Cervidae.
GCGAUGUCUCAGCUCCUCGUGGGCACACUCGCCUGGACCCGGACCACUUUUUCUCCCUAGAGGCACAGAGGUCUGGACAGAGCUCUCAUCACAUGCUGCAAUUCAUCCUCUCAAUGAAUGACUCUCCUUUCUCCAAAUAUGUAAAAUGCAGAAGUAGGUGCUGAAGUGGGAAGUGAACCAGAGAGAAGUGCAAAGGAGAUUCAGGAAACUUCUCUCGAGGCUUGAGGGACAUCUGGUGUGUCUACUUCUGACCUUGGCUCCGGGUCCUUGAAGGGCACUGAGAGCUCAUUAUCUCCGAGGAUGGGAGGCAGGACCACGUGUCUGCUCCCAGCUCUGCUCCUUCUCAUCAUCCCAGGCUCAUCUGCCAUCUCGGGUCCCAGAGCAGUGAGAGGUGUGGAGCAGGAAUCACUGACCGUGCGGUGUCGAUACGACUCGGGGUAUGAGUCCUACGUGAAGUGGUGGUGCCGGGGGGCCGCCUGGGGCCCCUGUUGGAUCAUGGUUAAAACCACUGGAUCAGAGAAGGAGGUGAGGAAGGGCCGCGUGUCCAUCAAGGACAACUGGAAAGACCGCUCGUUCACCGUGACCAUGGAGAAGCUCAGGCUAGGCGAUUCAGACACUUACUGGUGUGGGAUUGAGAGAGUUGGAACUGACCUGGGGAACCGAGUACAAGUGACCAUUGACCCAGCACCUACAGUGUCGAUCCCCACGCCUGCCACCUCCACGCCUGCCACCUCCAACGCUAACAUGUUAACGGCAGCAGUUGCCCCAGAAGAGAAUCAAGGGCAACUCACCUACAGUGUCGAUCCCCACGCCUGCCACCUCCACGCCUCCCACCUCCAACGCCAACAUGUUAACGGCAGCAGUUGCCCCAGAAGAGAAUCAAGGGCAACUGCCCCUGCUGGGCAGCGUCCACUUCCUGCUCCUGGUCUUCCUGAAGGUGCCCCUGCUCCUGGGCCUGCUUGGUGCUGUCCUCUGGGUCAACAGGCCUCUGAGCAGCUCUGGGGGGAAGCCCCAGGAAAACGAGUAGCUCCCAUGGUCUUCAACGUUGUCCAGAGAGAAAGACCCUCAAAGAGAAGAAAAAGGCAUUUUUCUCAGGCAAUGAUGGUGGUCAGCGGCACUGUGGUGGUUCUCGAGGCAGCGUGGCUCCCCUGCCUCAAGAAUCAGUCCCCUAGUCCCUGGAAACCUGCUGCUGUGAUGCUCAGGCCUGGAUCUAGUUUCACCCUUCCCUGCACAGCCUCUGACCUUCUUCGUCCUGAGGCCUCCAACACAGGAGAAACUACAGGAAGGAAUGGAAGAGCAGAUGCCUUUCUUCUGGGCCUUGUUUCUUGGAGGACAUACAUGAUCUCAAGUCUGUGCCACACACAAUGUAAUACACUUGUCUUUGCAUUGUAUGCGGGGCAGGGCUUCAGCCAGUUGGGCCUUUGAGAUUCUCUGUGUGUGUGCUGGAUCGUGUCCGACUCUUUGUGACCCCAUGGACUCUAGCCCACGAGGCUCCUCUGUCCAUGGGAUUCUCCAGACAAGAAUACUGCAGUGGGUUGCCAUUUCCUCCUCCAGGGUAUCUUCCCGACCCAGGUGUUGAUCCCGUGUCU